This is a messenger RNA of Closterium sp. NIES-65, 486 nucleotides long. Lineage: Eukaryota; Viridiplantae; Streptophyta; Zygnematophyceae; Desmidiales; Closteriaceae. The record is from the annotation of a GenBank genome assembly.
AUGAUGGCGGUCGCUCGACGCGCAGUGCUGCAUCCCUCCGCCAUUGCCCAGAAUUGCAGCACCACCUUCCCUAUGCUCGAGUCGCAUUUGGAGAAGUGCGGAGCAGAGAAGGGCGGCUGUCCAUAUUCAAUCUAUUACUUCUUCACGCCUCUCCUCACCCGCGUGGAGUGUGGGAUUCCAUUCAAGCUCUCCUCGCCAGACAAAACAUUGCCGGACGACCCUGCAAACGGCAUCAUUGUGGUGACGCAUCCUGAAGUGAAGGCAGCAGCCAUGUGGCACAUUGGGUCGUACGAGAAAUUGGGGGACGCGUACAAGGCUCUUUAUGAAUGGAUUCGCUCACAGGGAAAGUAUCCAGGUAGUCUCUUGUUUGAGGAGUACUACACCAAUACAACAGACGAGAAGGACCCUGCUAAAUAUAGGACUCGUGUAUACAUGUCUUUGUCUGAUGGCUUUCUGGAGAGCAUGUCAUCUUGUACCAUAACAUAG